Messenger RNA from Patiria miniata (bat star), 1694 nucleotides. Its product is annotated as lactadherin-like. The record is from RefSeq and is a predicted model, not a curated record. The coding region runs from base 1 to 786 and encodes 261 amino acids. The transcript is spliced from 5 exons. NCBI's taxonomy places the organism in Eukaryota, Metazoa, Echinodermata, Asteroidea, Valvatida, Asterinidae.
AUGUGGAAGAUGCAGCAAGACGUUUGUGCAUCUUCACUGGUCAGCUCAUUUGUCAGCGGAGCUGGCUCUAAUCUCCCUACCGUGAAAUCUUCGGAUUUCACGGCUGCUUCACAGUUCAACAGCACCGUCAAAUAUCGAGUGAUUCGGUCAAGCCAACGAGCCUCCUACUUAAGGUGUGCCGCGGCCUGUCUCAAGGAAGAAUACUGCGAAUACUUCAGUGAUACCAAAGAUACCAGACGGUGUGAAUUGAGCGAUGACUCGAUCGUGUCAGUCAACGAAGAGAAGUUGAAAUACUUCAAAAGAAAUGGUGACUCUCCUUGCUUUGUGGAGGGACCUCUUGGGAUGGAAGAUGGUCGCAUCCCGGAUGAAAGCAUCACAGCUUCGUCAUUCUAUAGAAACCUCCCUACUUAUGCCCCACCCAGGACCAGGCUUUAUACUCAAGGAUCAGCUGCAGCCUGGUGCUAUGACGGAUCUGAAGACAGUCCAUGGAUACAGGUUAACUUCAAUGGUACAGUCACCAUCACUGGUUUGAUCACCCAGGGGCGUGGUGACCGAUACAACCAAUGGGUGACAGAGCACCAGGUGUCGUACAGUGAUGACGCUCAGUCCUGGGAUCAAGUGACUGAUGCGUUUGGCACACAAAUAAAGUUCGCUGGUAAUUCGGACAGGAGCACGUUGGUAACCGCUCGGUUCCCAUUGGCAUUGCGCACAAGAAUCCUGCGCAUUCACCCCACUGCAUGGAACAAGCAUUGCAGCAUGAGGUUUGAAGUGAUUGGCUGCUAUUAAUCACAUUGAAUUAGUCGAUAACUGGACUGGAAAUAAUCGAUAUCGAAAGGAAUCGAUAAUUGAAACCCAUCUUUAUAUUAAUUGUGUAGUUACAAUACGCCUGGUGAGAUUGAUGUUGCAUAAAACAGUAGGUCUAUACUCAGAGAUCUACACGUAGUUUGAUUUUCAAAGGUCACUGUAUGAUAAACUUUUAAAAGUAACAAAAAAUGUCUAGUGAAGUCAAGCUUUUUCUUUUAAAUUAGCAACUUUUUAAUUAGCAUUCAUUUAUAUAUAUGAUAGUUCUCAUUGGUAAAGAGCAUCGCCAUAUGGCUUGCUAUAAACAAUCGUUUAAACACCGGAGAAAAGUGUUUAAACCGACCAAUGAUAAACGUGGCCACUCACUAAGGACAACAAAUUAUGGUUUUGUCCCCUUUGUGUUCAGUUGUGUUCAUUUUAAAAAGAACAUAAUUUUUGUUAUAUAAUAAAGCAAUUAUUUAAUGUUUUUUGAAAACCAUCUUUUGAAUGACAAAAAAGCGGCCGACAUGACCAGCUUCAUCGCUUUCCACGCGCCGUCUAGUAAGCUUAGUAGCGCCACCUUGCCCGCAAACUCCACGACUAUCGUUAUCGUAAAUUGGAAGGAGUUGGCCUUAGGUACAAGGCACCAACGUAUAAGUGAUCAUGUUAUAGCUGUUCUUUUCCUCCUGUUUGUUGUUAAAAGUACGCCUGUAAUUUGCCUGUAAAUAAAUGUAAGGGAUAGGGGACUUAAUUUUGUAAAACUCAUAAAACUGUGAGCAAAACUACUCGUUUUGUAAGUUCCAAAGUUGUAAAAAAAAAUUAUGUACUUCAGGAUAUAACAGAUGGUACUGUGCAGUUAUUGUCGUCAUAGAUUAAGUAUUUACCCGGGAAAUAAACGUCCAAUUUCGAGGAGA